Molecule: messenger RNA, 3971 nt
Organism: Phlebotomus argentipes
Lineage: Eukaryota; Metazoa; Arthropoda; Insecta; Diptera; Psychodidae
Gene: Tbc1d8-9
Product: TBC1 domain family member 9
Exons: 9
Coding region: 147-3743 (1198 amino acids)
Molecular function (GO): calcium ion binding
Source: RefSeq, a predicted model, not a curated record
ACGGCUGUAAUUUAAAAAUAUUAUCCAUCAGCGCCUCUCGCGGAAAGUCAGUUGUACGUCACUUUCACUGUUUUUGCAUCUCUUCGCUUUGUGUAAUCUUUCCUGCAGAAAAUCGAGUGGAAAUUAAUGUUGUAGUGCAAUUAAAGAUGUGGAUUCGGCCGAAGGAAUCCCUCCUGCCGCUGGCUCUCUGGGUCAAUGAGCCGACACAGCUCGCAUCCAAGUAUUUUGUGAUGCAGCGGAGGCGCGGUCAUGGGCAAUCGCGGGGUCUGUCGUCGCUGCUGGUGGGAACGCUGGACAGUGUGUUCGACACCAGACCAGCUCCCUUCCGGAUUCUGCACCAGACGCCGUCCUCAGAGGUGUACUAUGAGAUUGCCAGCGCUCUGACUGAGGAUGACAUCAAGCGGGACUGGGAAUGGUUGUCCAACAACAUGUUUCGGGUGCUCAAUGAGAUGGAGACUGAGGAGGAGAUUACGAACUUCACGCUGUGCAAGAUUCAGUCUCUUGUGGCGCACAAUUCCACACCAGUGGACGAGGAAGUCAGCGAUCCGAACAGUUUCCAGGUCGUGGCGUCGAAGUUCAGGGAGAGAUUCAACAUGCCAGAGGAGGAGCGACUCGUGAACUACUAUUCUUGCAACUACACGAAGAAUCGCCUUCCUCGACAAGGUCACAUUUAUCUGUCGCUGAAUCAUCUGUGCUUCUACUCGUACAUCUUCGGCAAAGAGACUAAGCUGGUGUUGACCUACACAGAGAUCACUGACAUUACGCGAGCCACAAAUUCAAUCAACAUUCGCACGCAGGACAACAAAGAGUACACAUUCGGGCUGCUCUUCUCGCCCAGUGAGACGUACAAUCUCGUGGAGCAACUCAGCAAAAUGGCCAUGCAGAAGAUGAUUCAGGACCCAGAGAGUCCCAUCUUCGAUCACGAUCCCGUGCUGUCGCGGAAGCUGAGCAAGAAUGUGUCGAAGAAGUCCUUUCUGCUGCGCGAUCUCACGACCAGGCAGCACAGCGAUGAGUAUCGCAUGUUCUUCCGCCUGCCGCUCACUGAAGUCCUCGACGGGACAAUCAAGGCCAAUCUGUGGACGCCGUACAACAAGAAGUACGCGUCUGGCAAUAUCUACUUGUCGCAGAACUUCCUCUGCUUCAGGAGUGACGUCAAGAGGCUCGUCAGCGUCGUGAUUUGCCUGAGAAAUAUUCGGAGCGUUGAGAAGAAGGAUGAUUCUCUGUCGCGCUUUGACAACCAGAUUGUCAUUGCCACAACAGACGCUUCAGCACUCCAGUUCUCGCAGAUCAUCGAUCGAGGCUUCUUGCUGGAUAAGAUCUCAGAGCUUCUCGCCAAGACGAAAAUUCCAAUCCACGUGGAUCGUCCAAAUUACGAUAAAGGAUGGACAAAAGUUCAGGCCUUGAUCAAUCAGCGUCGCGAGGAGGACGAAGGUAUGCUGGGAAAGCAACGGCGCAAGCUGAACGACUGGGAGGUGCACUUCCGCGAGUACGGACGCGGUGUGUCGAUGUUCAGGACGUGGGAUGUGGCCAAUCUGGUGCUCAAGGGCAUCCCGGAUCGCCUGCGUGAGGAGGUGUGGAUGACGUUCUCGGGCGCCAUUCACGAUCGCGACAUGAAUCCGGGGCUGUAUGAGGAUCUCGUGGAGAAGUCCAUGCUGAAGUACACGCCGGCGCAUGAUGAGAUCGAGCGCGAUCUGCACAGAUCACUGCCGGAGCAUCCGGCCUUUCACACGGACGAGGGAAUCGACGCCUUGCGCCGCGUGUUGCAGGCCUAUGCAUACCGAAAUCCCCAGAUUGGCUACUGUCAGGCCAUGAAUAUUGUGUCAUCUGUGUUUCUCGUGUUUUGCGACGAGGAGAACGCCUUCUGGCUGCUGGCGAGACUCUGUGAGACUCUCUUGCCGGAUUACUACAACGACAAGGUGGUGGGCGCCCAGAUUGACCAGGGUGUGCUCAAUGAGCUGAUCUCGGAGUUCCUGCCCAAUCUGUUUGAGCGCCUGGAUCAGCUGGGGAUGAUCAAGAUGAUCUCUCUCUCCUGGUUCCUCACCAUUUUCCUGUCUGUGAUGCCGUACGAGAGUGCUCUUCACGUGAUUGACUGCUUCUUCUACGAUGGUGCUCGUGUUAUCUUUAUGAUUGCCCUGAAAGUAUUGGAGUGGAAUGAGGAGGGAAUGCUGUCCUGCCAGGAUGAUGGUGAAGCUAUGCAGAUUCUCUCGACAUAUCUCGGUGGGAUAUUCAAUCCAGAAUAUCCCACUUAUACGAAGAAUCUUGCAAAGCACAGGACAGAGAGAAUUGAGAUUCUCAUCGAGAAUGCAUAUCAAACGUAUGAAGAGAGCAUCACAGCGCAGAAAAUUGAGGAGCUGAGGAAUAAGCAUCGUCGGAAGAUUGUGCAUCAAUUCGAGGUGGAUACGGAGAAUAGCAUUAUUCGUCAGCUGAGGGGGAAAAGCUACUUCACGCCGGACGAAUUGAGGCUUCUGUUGUCGCUGAUUCGCGAGGAGAAGCUGAGGAGCAGCCGGAAGAGUGCCAUGAAGGCGCCAGCAUUCCAGGGCGAGCCUGUGACGCCGGUUGAGACGCUCUUCGACGAGGAGGCGCUGAAGGAUCCGUUCGCGCGCAAGGGCAUGGACGUGCGGGAGCCCCGAUUGGAGAUGUACAACGUGGACUUUGAGAUCUUCAAGACGCUCUUCGCGGAGUUGACACUGUGGAAGCGCUGUCAGGCCGUGGACUUGGCGGAGAAGCUCUUCCAGUUGCUGGACAAGAAGUCUCUGGGCUAUCUGGACUUUGAGCAGGUGAUCCUGGGCCUGGGCGUGGUGUGCUGCGGCCAGACGAAGGACAAGCUGAGACUGUUGUACAUUCUGCACCUGCCGCCGCUGCUGCCCAAGGCGGAGAUUGAGAUGGGGCGCCAGACGAUCUUCAGUGGACGGACAAAGGAUGACAUGGCCGAGGUGGCGGCCGAGGCGGAGUAUUUCUUCAGCGAGACGGCGACAGAGGACACAUUCCCCACGCUCACAGACACAGCGUUCGACAUUCACACCCCGCCGAUGGAUUUGCUGGUGUUGCCGGACAAGUCGGGCAGCGCCACGCCAAAUCUCAGCGUGAAUUCAGGGAGCGGAGGAGCUCGCACGUCUGUGUUCUAUGUGGACUUGCCCACGGGCGGCUGCAAGUCCAUUGACACGGUGUCGGACAUCAGCGAUCUGGGCUUGCGGGACAGAGAGAGCAACUGCGACGACUUCUCCCACCUGUCGCAGGAGGGCGGAGCCGCCAGGAUCUCGAUGCCCUCGUCGUUUGGUGAGACGCGGAGCCUCAGUAGCUUGCGCCACUUCGUGGACCAGUCGUGGGAUGUGUCGCUGGAGGGGAGAAUUGUGCCAAACAUGCUGCAGGCGAACUUCAUGAUACUCUGGACGUCCCUGCUGGAGAUCCUGGGCCACACCAAUGACUACCUCAGGCACUCGUACGAGCAGCUGAUCUGUCUGGGGCACCAGCAGCGCGCCAGCCAGUCCGCCAAGACGUCCGGCACGAGCAUCAAUAGUCUCACGCAAGUGACGAUGCCGGAAGUGCUGGAAGAGGACCCGAAUGGCAAUCCCUCGUCACCCGAGCAGUCGUCGUCCCAGGGCGUCGUGGCGCGCUGGAAUAUCGCCUUCACGCAGUUCAGCGACGCCGUGACCAGACACGUGGACGCCGAGAUGAGCAAGAGAGUGUCCGUGCGCGAGGAGAUUGAACGGCUGCAGAAGAACAGGAGGAAAUGCAAGGCCUAAAGCCGAGAUUCGUGAAGCUUCUCGAGUGUGAGCGUCGCAAAAAGGUAAUUUGUAGAUGAUUUUGUGUCUCUUUUUGUCUAAUAAAAAUUGUUCUACUGAUUUGUGAGUGAGUUUUGUGAGAAGAUUCCGAAGAUUCCCAGUGGCGAUGACCUGGACAACCUUGAAUUUCGCGGAGGUGAAAGACUUCAGCGCGUUUCUCUCAACCUUUGGGCUUGUAAAGGGUGCGUC